Molecule: messenger RNA, 1677 nt
Organism: Telopea speciosissima
Lineage: Eukaryota; Viridiplantae; Streptophyta; Magnoliopsida; Proteales; Proteaceae
Product: 1-deoxy-D-xylulose 5-phosphate reductoisomerase, chloroplastic-like
Exons: 12
Coding region: 43-1455 (470 amino acids)
Biological process (GO): isoprenoid biosynthetic process
Molecular function (GO): manganese ion binding; protein binding; NADPH binding
Source: RefSeq, a predicted model, not a curated record
GUUUUGUUCUCCAAAUCUGGUGUUGUUCUUCCUCCAGUAGUAAUGGCUCUGAAAUUCUCUUCGCCGAUGGAAGUCCGGAGUGUUUCCUUUCUGGAUUCUAGUAAACUCAACCUUCAUAGGUUUAAAGGGGGAUUUGCUUUCAAGAAAAAGGAUAAUGGACCAAAAUUUGGUGGAAAAGUUUGUUGUUCAGCACAGCCACCUCCUCCAGCCUGGCCAGGACGAGCAGUCCCAGAGCCAGGACACAAGAUUUGGGAUGGUCCAAAGCCUAUCUCCAUCGUUGGAUCCACUGGUUCCAUUGGAACCCAGACUUUGGACAUUGUUGGUGAGAACCCUGAUAAGUUCAGGGUUGUGGCUCUGGCAGCUGGUUCCAAUGUGACACUUCUUGCCGAUCAGGUGAAGAGAUUCAAGCCUCAGUUGGUUGCUGUUAGAAAUGAAUCAUUACUUGCUGAACUCAAGGAGGCUUUGGCUGAUGCCGACUACAGCCCUGAGAUCAUUCCUGGAGAGCAAGGUGUUGUAGAGGUUGCUCGCCACCCAGAUGCUGUCACAGUAGUUACAGGAAUAGUAGGUUGUGCGGGUUUGAAGCCCACAGUAGCUGCAAUAGAAGCAGGAAAAGAUAUAGCACUGGCAAAUAAAGAGACUUUGAUUGCUGGAGGUCCUUUUGUGCUUCCACUUGCUCGCAAGCAUAAAGUGAAAAUACUUCCUGCUGAUUCAGAACAUUCUGCCAUAUUUCAGUGUAUCCAGGGUUUGCCAGAGGGUGCACUUCGUCGCAUUAUUUUGACUGCUUCAGGAGGAGCUUUCAGGGAUUUUCCUGUUGAAAAAUUGAAAGAAGUGAAAGUUGCUGAUGCUUUAAAACACCCUAACUGGAAUAUGGGAAAGAAGAUAACAGUUGAUUCUGCUACCCUUUUCAAUAAGGGCCUAGAAGUAAUUGAAGCCCACUAUCUCUUUGGGGCUGAAUAUGAUAAUAUUGAGAUUGUGAUUCAUCCACAGUCAAUCAUACACUCGAUGAUUGAGACACAGGAUUCAUCCGUCUUGGCUCAGUUAGGGUGGCCUGACAUGCGUUUGCCAAUACUUUACACACUAUCUUGGCCAGACAGAAUUUACUGCUCUGAGAUAACCUGGCCUCGUCUUGAUCUUUGCAAGCUUGGUUCCCUAUCAUUCAAAGCUCCUGAUAAUGAUAAAUACCCAUCUAUGAAUCUUGCCUAUGCUGCUGGACGAGCUGGAGGCACCAUGACUGGGGUUCUUAGUGCAGCAAAUGAGAAAGCUGUGGAGAUGUUUAUUGAUGAAAAAAUCAGCUACCUGGAUAUUUUCAAAGUUGUGGAGGAGACAUGCGAUAAGCACCAGGCAGAAUUAGUGGCAAGCCCAUCUCUCGAGGAGAUCGUACACUAUGAUCUGUGGGCCCGGAAGUUUGCUGCAAAUUUACAACCAUCAUCUGGCUUAAGUCCCGUCCCUGCAUGACUUGCAGCAAACCUUACAUAACUAAGACAAUCCUUUGACUGGGAUCUGGUGACCUUCAGCCUACAAUGGGAAUUAUGGUGGAGAUGCAUUUGAAGCUGAAGCAACUGUAUUAUAAUUCUCGAUGAUAACAGCAGAGCAUCUCUAAAUGUAUGAUUGCAUGCAUUAGUUUCUUGUUGGUUAACAGAAAAUUUUAUUUGAUGUCAAUAAAAAAGGGAAAUUUUG